UUACAUCUGGCCGUUAUCGCGUCUUUACGCGGGCCACAGUGAGCCUCCUGCACCGCUUCCUGUUCUGGCUUUAGUUUCGUUUUCUCUGAAAUUGUGGCGCAGAUACUUUUCUCCAAGUGGACAUCCAGCUGAAGCCCUUCCUACUUGGCCUGAUUCUAAUUCAAGAAGCAGCUCACCUGUGUCGACCUCGGCAGCUUUUCUCUGCAGGCGUCGAGUGAGAGUCUUCUUCUUCAACACUUUGGACUCUUUGAAGAAACUGUGAAAGUGUGUGUGAGCUGAUGGAUCAGUGUGAGGACAGAGAGGAGGGAGUCCCUCACUUGAAAAAACCUAAGUGGGAGGAACAUGACAGCCAGACCAAAGCUCAGAGAAGCCCAGAGCAGCAGCCGGGACCAGACUCUGCUGGACCUGGACCUGGACCUGGACAAGGACCCAGCUGUGUGUCCUUCAAGAGCGACUGGUCAAAGGAAAUUUUAAUUGAUUUUAAGGGAGGACAUGUGUCUGACAGACAAGUUGACCAGGAGACCUCAGAGGUUCCCAGUGGUCAGUCUGCCCAGCAGCAUCAAACACACCUGGACUCUAUAUUUAUGCUGCUGGAGGAGAACAUUGUCACUUUUGUGAAGAACGAGCUGAAGAAGAUCCAGAAGGGUCUGAGUUCAGUUUACCCAGAAUGCUUAGAGAUUCAGAGGGAGGAGGUGUUGGACGGUGAGGAGGAAGAGCAGAGGAGCAGCAGAGAGGCAUUUCUGAAGAUCACACAGCACUUCCUGAGGAGAAUGAAGCAGGAGGAGCUGGCUGAACAUCUGCAGAGCAGACCUUCUGCUGCAGUCUGUCAGUAUAAACUUAAAUCCAACAUGAAGCAGAAGUUCCAGUGUGUGUUUGAGGGGAUUGCUAAAGCAGGAAACCCAACCCUUCUGAACCAGAUCUACACAGAGCUCCACAUCACAGAGGGAGGGACUGCAGAGGUCAGUGAUGAACAUGAGGUCAGACAGAUUGAAACAGCAUUCAGGAAACCAGACAGACCAGAAACAAUAAUCAGACAAGAAGACAUCUUUAAAGCCUCACCUGGAAGAGAUGAACCAAUCAGAACAGUGAUGACAAAGGGAGUGGCUGGCAUUGGGAAAACAGUCUUAACACAGAAGUUCACUCUGGACUGGGCUGAAGACAAAGCCAACCAGGACAUACAGUUCACAUUUCCAUUCACUUUCAGAGAGCUGAAUGUGCUGAAAGAGAAAAAGUACAGCUUGGUGGAACUUGUUCAUCACUUCUUUCCUGAAACCAAAGAAGCAGGAAUCUGCAGCUUUGAAGAGUUCCAGGUUGUGUUCAUCUUUAACAGCCUGGAUGAGUGUCGACUUCCUCUGGACUUCCACAACAAUGAGGUCCUGACUGAUGUUACAGAGUCCACCUCAGUGGAUGUGCUGCUGACAAACCUCAUCAGGGGGAAACUGCUUCCCUCUGCUCGCCUCUGGAUAACCACACGACCUGCAGCAGCCAAUCAGAUCCCUCCUGAGUGUGUUGACAUGGUGACAGAGAUGAGAGGGUUCACUGACCCACAGAAGGAGGAGUACUUCAGGAAGAGAUUCAGAGACGAGGAGCAGGCCAGCAGAAUCAUCUCCCACAUCAAGACAUCACGAAGCCUCCACAUCAUGUGCCACAUCCCAGUCUUCUGCUGGAUCACUGCUACAGUUCUGGAGGAGGUGUUGGAGACCAGAGAGGGAGGAGAUCUGCCCAAGACCCUGACUGAGAUGUACAUCCACUUCCUAGUGGUUCAGUCCAAACUGAAGAAAGUCAAGUAUGAUGGAGGAGCUGAGACAGAUCCACACUGGAGUCCAGAGAGCAGGAAGAUGAUUAAGUCUCUGGGAAAACUGGCUUUUGAGCAGCUGCAGAAAGGAAACCUGAUCUUCUAUGAAUCAGACCUGACAGAGUGUGGCAUCGAUAUCAGAGCAGCCUCAGUGUACUCAGGAGUGUUCACACAGAUCUUUAAAGAGGAGAGAGGGCUGUACCAGGACAAGGUGUUCUGCUUCGUCCAUCUGAGCGUUCAGGAGUUUCUGGCUGCUCUUCAUGUCCAUCUGACCUUCAUCAACUCUGGUGUCAAUCUGCUGUCUGAAGAACAAUCAUCCUCCCAGAAUUCUGAAACAAGAGAAGAUGAAUCUGCAGUGACACAGUUCUACCAGAAUGCUGUGGACAAGGCCUUACAGAGUCCAAAUGGACACCUGGACUUGUUCCUCCGCUUCCUCCUGGGACUUUCACUGCAGACCAAUCAGACCCUCUUAAGAGGCCUGCUGAUACAGACAGAAAGUGGCUCAAAAACCAAUCAGGUAGCUGUUGAGUACAUCAAGAGGAAGAUCGAAGAGACUCCCUCUGCAGAGAAAAGCAUCAGUCUGUUCCACAGUCUGGAUGAACUGAAUGAUCGUUCUCUGGUGGAUCAGAUCCAACAGUCCCUGAGUUCAGGACGUCUCGCCACAGAUAAACUCUCUCCUGCUCAGUGGUCAGCUCUGGUCUUCAUCUUACUGUCAUCAGAAAAAGAUCUGGACGUGUUUGACUUGAAGAAAUACUCUGCUUCAGAGGAGGCUCUUCUGAGGCUGCUGCCAGUGGUCAAAGCCUCCAAGAAAGCUCUACUGAGUGGCUGUAACCUCUCAGAGAGAAGCUCUGAAGCCCUGUCCUCGGUUCUUAGCUCCCAGUCAUCUAGUCUGAGAGAGUUGGACCUGAGUAACAACGACCUUCAGGAUUCAGGAGUGAAGCUGCUGUCUGCUGGACUGGAGAGUCCACACUGUAAACUGAAAACACUCAGGCUGUCAGGCUGUCUGAUCACAAUGGAAGGUUGUGCUUCUCUGGCCUCAGCUCUGAGCUCCAACCCCUCCCAUCUGAGAGAGUUGGACCUGAGCUACAAUCAUCCGGGAGACUCAGGAGUGAAGUUACUGUCUGCUGGACAGGAUCCACACUGGAGACUGGAAACUCUCAGGGUGGAGCCUGCUGGAGUCCGAUGGUUGAGACCAGGUCUGAGGAAGUAUUCCUGUGAACUCACACUUGACACAAACACAGUUAACAGAAGGAUUAAACUGUCUGACAACAACAGGAAGGCAAUAAAUAUGGAGAAAAACCUGUCAUAUCCUGAUCAUCCUGACAGGUUUGACUGGUGUCCUCAGCUGCUGUGUACAAAUAGUCUGACUGGUCGCUGUUACUGGGAGGUGGAGAAGAGAGGAAGAGCUAAAAUAUCAGUGAGUUACAGAGGAAUCAGAAGGACAGGAGACAGAGAUGACUGUGUGUUUGGAAUGAAUGAUCAGUCCUGGAGUCUGGUCUGCUCUGAUGUUGGUUACUCUGUCUGGCACAAUAAGAGUGCAACAUCCCCUCCCUCCUCCUCCUCUGUCUCUGACAGAGUAGCAGUGUAUGUGGACUGUCCUGCUGGUACUCUGUCCUUCUACAGAGUCUCCUCUGACACACUGAUCCACCUCCACACCUUCAACACGACAUUCACUGAACCUCUUUAUCCUGGCUUUGGGUUCAGGUCCUGGAGCAGGUUGGAGUCCUCAGUGUCUCUGUGUUCCCUGUAGGAGGGAGAGUCUCCUCCUACUCGUUACAUAUGUAUAGUGAUGUUUGUUGAUCUGUCUGGAUAAUUAUCACAUUUAGUGCAACGACAGGCUAGUUUGCCUUAAGAUACUUAUGAGCUCCUAUUAUGUUGUAAUUCUUGUGACUGUAUGUUUAAAAUAUAUAUAUUGUGAUAUUUGUUCAUCUGUUUGGAUAAUUAGCGCAUUCUUUCCGUUUAUAUUAUAAUACUUUGUAUAAGAUGUUGAUUUUAUAGGUGUCAUGGAAAACAUGGAUUGUGCUGGUCACAUGACCUGCACAGGGUCUGCUUCGCACGCCUGUAAGUGUUUUUGUAAUUUCACUGUGUGAGCCUGAAGAAGCAAUUGCCGAAACAGGUUGCUCGCAAUAAAGGUAGUAAAGUCAGA
This is a messenger RNA of Micropterus salmoides (largemouth bass), 3941 nucleotides long. Its product is annotated as NLR family CARD domain-containing protein 3-like. The coding region runs from base 279 to 3545 and encodes 1088 amino acids. The transcript has 11 exons. The record is from RefSeq and is a predicted model, not a curated record. Gene Ontology annotation, molecular function: protein binding. NCBI's taxonomy places the organism in Eukaryota, Metazoa, Chordata, Actinopteri, Centrarchiformes, Centrarchidae.